AAUAUAAUUUCUACAUGAAUCGCCUUAAAGAGUUUAAUGAGGACGCGUAUAAGUACUUAGUGGAUGGUUCUAUUCCUGAGCGCCAAUGGACUUUGAUUCAUGACGGUGGACAUCGAUAUGGAGUGAGAACUACAAAUAUGUCUGAAGCGUUCAACGGCGUUAUGAAGGGGGCCAGGUCACUCCCAAUCACUUCAUUGGUUAGAAUAACAUUCUUCCGGGUUAACGAAUACUUUGCCACAAGGAGGGAUUUAGGGAGAAACAGAUUAGACAAUGGACAUGUGUAUGCCAAGAAACCAAUUGAUACGAUUGAUAAGAAUGCUGAAAAAGCACGCUUUCAUGAUGUUAGGAUAUAUGACACAGUGCGUGGGAUAUUUGAGGUCACCAUUGGUUGUGGCAACAGGAUAGCAGGAAAAGGUGGAAAAUCCUACAUGUUUGACCUGACAGCAACAUCAUGCUCCUGUCAGAAACCAACCAUCUUCAAGUUACCAUGCUCACAUGUUCUUGCAGUAUGUCGAGCUCGUAACAUAUCGUACGAUGUUUUUGUGGACCCUUCGUUUCGCACUACAAAAUACGUAUCGACAUAUAAGAAGACUUUUAUGCCUGUUCCAGACAUGUUCACCUGCGAUCCUUGGAACGAUCCUACAGUUGUUCCAGAUCCCUCAACGAAGCGUGGAAAGGGUCGUCCACGAUCAACUCGUAUACGGAACAAAAUGGAGUCACCCUUGACGCGUCCUCGUAACACGUGCAGCUUUUGUGGAUUUAGUGGUCAUAAUAAGAGUUGGGGAAGUGUUGCCCUAGCGUAUCCGUAUCGUAACUUAUGUCGAGCAUCUCGUAAGGGUGCCAAGGACAUUGGUGGCUGCUUGAUGUUGUUACAGAUAUGGUCAUGGGAGCAUAUUUAUAUAGGGAGGCCUAUAAUUCGGACGAUUCGACCCGAUGGGCAACAUGAUCAGGAAGAUGAUGCGGAUGAUUUUGAACCGGUGUUAGGUUCACAGCAUCGUUGCGGGAUGGAUCCUUUACCAGUAAGCUGGCUUCGCGUAUAUCUUUCGAGAUCUUACUCCCCCCAUACUCUCGUCUACUACAGAGACGCACUUGAUCGACAACAGGACGAGCAAAUGACAUGGCAGCCUUACACAGCGGCUAAGAUGGACGCUCUGCCGCACAUAUGUACAUCGGGCCACGAGAUUUGGAGAUCACGUUGUCCACUUAUUUGCUUUGACAUCGUCGAGCUACAUCUCCCGGAUCGUGUCAUGCGUCAAUUCGGUUUGGAGCAGGUUAUUCCGCAAGCCUAUGACACCCAACCUCAACUACAUGCGAUCGAUCGAAGGACUGGGGACAAGAACUAACUCGUACGACAUAGAUCGCAUGUAGAUGCGUGGAAUGACUGAGCAUCUAGAUUGGUUCGAGGAGAUAACUUCACAGGUCAUAGCUCUGCUAUGUACAUGAGUUGGUACAGGCGUAUCUCCAUAUUACACCUAACGAACACCACAUUUGCGCAGCCAGGAUCACAUUACCAUCCGACAUCUACGUUACUGACUGCGCGCAUCCGAUUGGUGCUCAUACAAUGCAAUGACACGAUUCAAGGGGCCGCUACAUCGCCUGUUGAUGUGGGGUAUCGGCUAUGUUCUCAAACCCUAGGCUCCAUUAACGCGUCGUUGACCGAUGCA
Amaranthus tricolor (Joseph's coat) is the source of this 1664-nucleotide messenger RNA. RefSeq lists its product as uncharacterized. Gene Ontology annotation, molecular function: zinc ion binding. The record is from RefSeq and is a predicted model, not a curated record. Lineage: Eukaryota; Viridiplantae; Streptophyta; Magnoliopsida; Caryophyllales; Amaranthaceae. Gene Ontology annotation, biological process: meristem maintenance; meristem development. The coding region runs from base 15 to 1343 and encodes 442 amino acids. The transcript is spliced from 4 exons.